CGAAAAGGUUAUGCUGCUAAAUGGACUCAUAACGAUACAUGCAUAACGCAAACACACAUAUUUUCCGAUUUGUACGAAAGUUUACGUUUCUCAAAUUCGCGUCGUGAUUAAACUAAUAAUUAAAAUCCAAUUGAUUUUCCGGUUCGGAGUUCUUGUGAUUUUUUUUUGGUGAGAGUGUGCCAGUUCUUCCUUCUUAUGUUGACGUAGGUGAGGUUGUCGGUUGAAUGAUGAUGAACGCGGCGUUCUUGGAUGGUGGUCAUCACCAUCAUCAUCUGAGCUCUUAUGGCCUGAAGAUGAGUCCGGGCCCCCAGGAGGCGCUGCAGAAUUCGGCUGUAGCCGCUUCCGACGCUGGCCAAAAUCACCACUUCCAGACCAACUACGGCCACAUGGGUCACCUGAACCAUCCGCACGCUGGAUACGCGGCGCGCGAUUUCCUCCUGCGAAGGGAUCACGAUGGGUUCCCGACGGCGCAGACGGCACCCACGGACCCGGUGCUUUUCCAUCAUCAUCACGGUGACAUCGCUCCUCACCAUCAGCACCUCUCCGCCCCUCACCACCAGAUGCUUUACUCAAGGAGCGAUCACCACGCAGCAGCAGCCGCAGCCGCCUACCACACCCAGCCCAGUCACCCCCAAUACUUGAACGCACACAUGCCGAUGCCGCAUCAUCCAAGUAACGUUCAUGGUGCCUUCUUCAGGUACAUGCGGCAACCCAUCAAGCAGGAGAUGCAGUGUCUCUGGGUCGACCCAGAGCAACCGCCUCCGCGGAAGACAUGCGGCAAACAUUUCACCAGCAUGCACGAGAUCGUCACCCAUCUGACCGUCGAACACGUCGGCGGGCCAGAGUGCACGACGCACGCCUGCUUCUGGCAGAAUUGCUCCAGGAACGGCCGCCCCUUCAAGGCCAAGUACAAACUCGUCAACCACAUCCGCGUCCACACGGGCGAAAAACCCUUUCCCUGCCCGUUCCCAGGAUGCGGAAAAGUCUUUGCCAGAAGCGAGAACCUCAAAAUACACAAACGAACGCAUACCGGUGAGAAACCGUUCAAGUGCGAGUACGAAGGCUGUGAUCGACGGUUCGCCAACUCCAGUGACAGAAAGAAGCAUUCGCACGUGCACACGUCCGAUAAACCGUACAACUGUCGCGUGGCCGGCUGCGACAAGUCGUACACCCAUCCGUCCUCGUUGAGGAAGCACAUGAAAGUCCACGGAUGUUCGGGACGAUCACCGCAACACUACGACAGCGACGGCGAGGAGUCCAACUCGUCGUCGGCGGGAUCCAUCUCUGUGGCGGCGAGUCCCCAGGUCAAUGGCGCCCAUCAGGUGGGGCCACCGUCGACGUCGGUGCCGGCCGGCAUCGCGACGCCACCCACUGCUAUCAGCGAAUGGUACAUGUCCUGUCAACCGACGCCACCAACUUCUGAUCCCCUCGCAGGACUCAACCCCUUCGGACACUUGCAUCACGGAGGCGCCGCCACAGCCUACUGAUCAUGAUAGCUACAACCAUAGCAAAACCCCUCACCCGCCCCAAAAAUAAAAACAA
This is a messenger RNA of Nicrophorus vespilloides, 1542 nucleotides long. RefSeq names its product zinc finger protein ZIC 4. Gene Ontology annotation, cellular component: nucleus. Gene Ontology annotation, molecular function: RNA polymerase II cis-regulatory region sequence-specific DNA binding; DNA-binding transcription factor activity, RNA polymerase II-specific. NCBI's taxonomy places the organism in Eukaryota, Metazoa, Arthropoda, Insecta, Coleoptera, Silphidae. The record is from RefSeq and is a predicted model, not a curated record. Gene Ontology annotation, biological process: regulation of transcription by RNA polymerase II; central nervous system development. The transcript is spliced from 2 exons. Bases 225 to 1487 code for a protein of 420 amino acids.